Rotaria sordida is the source of this 720-nucleotide messenger RNA. NCBI's taxonomy places the organism in Eukaryota, Metazoa, Rotifera, Eurotatoria, Philodinida, Philodinidae. The record is from the annotation of a GenBank genome assembly.
AUGGCAAGUAUAGAAAAAAGCUCAAAAAAAAAUAUUGAAGCCAAUCCACUCAUUAUACCGGACUCAUACGAAGGUUAUUCAUUAAGUUAUUUCAAUUUACCAUUACAUUAUCGUAAUGAUUUAAAAUCUGUUUUAAUUCCUUAUGGAUUUGUUCAAGAUCGUAUUGAAGCAUUAGCUAGUCGAAUUUUUGAUGAUUUACAUAUUGGUAUGCCUGAACAACUUAUUUGUAUGUGUGUACUCAAAGGUGGUUAUCGAUUUUUUUCGGAUUUAGUUUCAAAAAUUCAAAAUGAAAAUCGUCUUCGAAGUGAUCGUAGUUUACCAAUGAGUUUAGAAUUUAUUCGUACACGAAGUUAUAUUAAUGAUCAAUCAUCUGGUAGCCUUGAAAUAAUUGGUUUAGGUGAUUUAAAUAAAAUUAAAAAUAAAAAUGUACUUAUUAUUGAAGAUAUUAUUGAUAGUGGUAUUACAAUGGUUACAUUAAAAGAAGAACUUGAAAAAUUUCACCCAAAAACUAUUCGUGUUGCUUCAUUAAUAACAAAAAGACGUAAAGAUAAAAAGUGUGUUUUUAAACCAGAUUAUUGUGGUUUUGAAGUACCUGAUCAUUUUGUUGUUGGUUAUGCACUUGAUUACAAUGAAUAUUUUCGUGAUUUAGAACAUAUAUGUAUUUUAAAAGAAUCUGGUGUUACAAAAUAUAAAGUUACUCCUUCUAAUCAAGUUAAAUAG